AACAACUUCCAUCAUCCCUGGCAGCAACUGCAGCUCAGGAUGAUGGGAGUUCAGCAGAGGAGGGUCUUUUGAAGCAAGGAGGGAGGCAGGUGGUGCACAGCAGCGCCAACCCAGAGAAGGAACUCCUUCCCCACCCAAACAGAAGAAAUGGCAGUUGGGUGCGACUGCAGAGCUAAGAAGCUCUGACCGGUGAGAUCUCCAUCCAGAAUGAAUGUGCCAAGGGCCCCAAGUACUGGUGCAAGAACCUCAUGACGGCCAUCCAUUGUGGGGCUUUGGACCACUGCAUGCAGGCUGGACGGAUCCGUGCCACCAAUCAGGACACAUGCACAGACUGUGCACAGAUCAUCACCAUCCUCAUUCGCAUGGUCAAGGAGUCCUCCCUGCAGAAAGCCAUCCAGAAUUACCUGAAACAGGAGUGUGCUGCUGUGGUCCCGCAGCCGCUGGAAUCCCGCUGCCAGUCCCUGGUGGACAGCUACUAUGACCUCUUCGUUGCGAGCUUGGAAAAGCAGGUCGAUCCCGGCACCAUCUGCGAAAAACUGGGCCUCUGCCAGCCUUCCCCUCUAGAGCGCCAGAACGUCCUGGAGGUGCUGCUUUCAGAGCUGAAGCAGCUCCUUCAGCUGCUGGAAGGCGACAGGCUGGCCAACAGAGAUCCCCAGGGAGAACCCCGGGUGGAACUGCCCAUCCCGUUGCCGACGUGUUGGAUGUGCACAUUUCUAGUAGGCAGGAUUGAAGCCACCCUCCCCCUGACGACUAUUGCCAAGUCCGUAGCCAAAGUCUGCAACCUCAUGCCAGGCACCAUCUCUGGAAUGUGCCAGUGUCUGAUGGAGAAAUACACCGAGAUCAUCGUGGACGGGCUCAUGAAGAAGCUGGGGCCGCGCCUGAUCUGCGGGCUGAUGAUGAUGUGUGCCACCGCGGAACCCGGCGAUGCAGAGAUUCCCUGGGGACCACAGCACCACGCCCAGGCCGACGAAUGCCAGGCCUGCCUCGCUCUCAGCAGCCAAGCGGAGGCUGCCCUCCAGGCAAACGGCACCCAGGCUGAAGUGGAAGGAGCCUUGCUUGCAGCCUGCCGCAGGAGCCAGCUGGGCUGGCAGGAGUGCCAUCGCUUCAUGGGCCGGCACCAGGCAAAGCUGUCCACGCUGCUCGCCAAGUCUUGGAGCUCCCAGGCUGCGUGCCAGGAACUGGGCGCCUGUGGGGCCGAGGGGCCGUUUCCAGGAGCCACCGCCUGCGCACAGGGCCCGACUUACUGGUGCUCCAGCUUAAGUGCUGCCAGGCAAUGCCAGGCUGUUCAACACUGCCAGGCUCACAUCUGGCUGUAGCCAGACUAGGAGGAACCAGGGGCUUGUGGGAGAAGGCUCAGGUCCUUGCUCUCUGUCUCCAGUCGCUCGGAUUCUCUCUACAGGCUAACCACUGGUGGUGGUGGGACGAUGACUGUUAAGGAUUCCUAUUCACAUGCUCUUAAAU
Molecule: messenger RNA, 1461 nt
Organism: Hemicordylus capensis (graceful crag lizard)
Lineage: Eukaryota; Metazoa; Chordata; Lepidosauria; Squamata; Cordylidae
Gene: SFTPB
Product: surfactant protein B
Exons: 11
Coding region: 249-1316 (355 amino acids)
Source: RefSeq, a predicted model, not a curated record